GUGUUGUUGUUAUCAUGUGUAUCACAACACCAAACAAAAACAGAAGAUUUCCCCUAAAAAUAAAUAAAUUACUAUUCCACUAAAUAAAGUCAAGAAAAGGAAAAAGAGAAAGUAGCUCGGCACUGCCUUCAUUUAAAGCCAACGCUGCUGCCAUGUUAGCAAUUGCUUCCCUUCACCACUGCCCCCACCACCACCCACCCACCCUCCUAUUUGCCUCACUACACACAAUUAGCUGCGAAAUCAAUCAAUUUCAUUUUCCAUAUACUGGAAGAUCGAAGAAGAAGGAGAGAUGGUGGGACCGGCGAGGCCAUUGUUCGUGCUGUUCGGAUCGUCGAUCGUUCAACUCAGCUACAGCAAUGGCGGUUGGGGCGCUAUUCUCUCCGACAUCUACGCCCGUAAAGCUGACAUAAUCUUAAGGGGAUAUUAUGGUUGGAAUUCAAGACGUGCUGCCCAAAUCCUUGAUCAAGUUUUCCCAAAGGAUGCUUCUGUUCAGCCGUCACUGAUAAUCGUGUAUUUUGGUGGCAAUGACUCCAUGGGACCUCACUCAUCUGGACUCGGUCCUCACGUACCACUUCCAGAAUAUAUUGAAAACAUGAGAAAAAUCGCGACCCAUCUCAAGGACCUUUCAGACAAAACCCGCAUAAUAUUUCUUAGUACUCCGCCUGUCAACGAGGCUAAACUUCGCGAAAACACAAGUACGUAUUUCAGUGAGCUAGUUCGAACGAAUGAGCUAUGCCGGAUGUAUUCAGAGGCUUGCAUCGAGUUAUGCAAGGAGAUGGAUGUGAAAGUAGUUGAUCUCUGGACAGCAUUCCAGAAACGGAAAGAUUGGAUGAAUGCUUGCUUCACGGACGGAGUUCACUUGUCCGCAGAGGGAAGCGAGGUCGUGGUGGAAGAGAUACUGAAGGUGCUGCAGCAGGCGGAGUGGGAGCCUAGUUUACAUUGGAAGUCGAUGCCGAGUGAGUUCUCAGAGGACUCUCCCUACGAUCUAGUUGCUUCGGAUGGGAAAACCACCAUAAAUCCUUCCGAGUGGACUUACCACAGAAAGAUUCAGUGGGACUAGGUAGCUCCCAUAACCCAUUUUUGCCUUUCUUGAAAACUUCAAUAGUGCAUAAGGAAUGUGUAAGUCACCUAUGUUACUGCAAAUUCAUGUAUACUGUGUUAUUAGCUGUUUGUAUGUUGUAUUUGGAAUUUGGAUCGA
This is a messenger RNA of Salvia miltiorrhiza (redroot sage), 1198 nucleotides long. Its product is annotated as GDSL esterase/lipase WDL1-like. The coding region runs from base 290 to 1060 and encodes 256 amino acids. NCBI's taxonomy places the organism in Eukaryota, Viridiplantae, Streptophyta, Magnoliopsida, Lamiales, Lamiaceae. The record is from RefSeq and is a predicted model, not a curated record. The transcript has 6 exons.